AGGAGUCUGCAAACUUUCACUUCGAGGGCAUUGUGGGAAGCAGCCAUGGUCUGAGGCGGGCUCCUCACCUGUCAGCCGCGCCGGCUCCUGCGCUCGCCUCUGGCCCUCGCGUCCAUCACCGCGCUCACCUCUCGCCGGCCGGGGGCCGCGGCGGCCCGGCCACCAUGAUACAUUUCAUACUGCUCUUCAGUCGACAAGGGAAAUUACGGCUGCAGAAAUGGUACACUACUCUCCCUGACAAGGAAAGGAAAAAGAUCACCCGGGAAAUCGUUCAGAUUAUUCUCUCCCGUGGUCAGAGGACAAGCAGUUUUGUUGACUGGAAGGAGCUAAAGCUUGUUUAUAAAAGGUAUGCCAGUUUGUAUUUUUGCUGUGCAGUAGAGAAUCAGGACAAUGAGCUCUUGACGCUAGAGACUGUGCAUCGUUAUGUGGAGUUGCUGGACAAAUACUUUGGAAAUGUCUGCGAGCUGGAUAUUAUCUUUAAUUUCGAAAAGGCUUACUUCAUCCUGGAUGAGUUUAUAAUGGGUGGAGAAAUCCAGGAAACAUCCAAGAAAUCCGCUGUCAAAGCCAUCGAGGAUUCUGAUAUGUUACAGGAGACAAUGGAAGAAUACAUGAACAAGCCUACGUUUUAACCACAUAUCAACUUGAAGACUCCAAGCGCUGCAUGUUGUGAACCUGUAAAUACGCAAUGCCUUGCAUCCAGUUAUUUGAUAGAGCCUUCUGCACCAAGCCAAAAAUAACUUAAAAGGGAUUCUUGUUAACUAAGAAAAGUUAAUGUUGUUUAACAUAAUAUAUUUAUCAUUAUUACAUGCCUGUAUUAUAUUGUAUAUGACUACUUGGGUGUUUAACUGCUUUAUAACGCAAUAGACUGAAUAUUUGUUUGCAAUGUUUUAACUCCAUGUCAUAUUUUUGAGCUAUUUUAAAUAAAUCUGUUGCAAUAUACUUGUUGCAUUUGACCCUCUGCGGACAGGCUGAAACUGUAUUGUAAUAAUCCAUGAUUUUGAAUGUAAAGUGUAUCUUCUAUCCAUAAUAAUUUUUCUAGAUGUUUAGCUUUUUAAAUUGUAUAAUAAUUCAAAAUUAUGUUAAUAGUUCAGAGGACAUUUUUAAUACACUUAAUACUGUAAUUUUAGUCCAGAUACAAUGUAUCUGAUUUUAAUGUCCUGAAUUCAUUAAUUUUUUUCAGGACUGGAAUUAAGGAAAAUAACCAAAGAUAGAAUAGGAUAUAAGUGUUUUUGAUGCCUUGGAAGCUGCUAUCUAGGCUGAGAUUUUAAUUUCACCUUCUGAUUGAAUAUAAGGGGCAUUCCAGUAAGAUGUGUUUUUUACAAACUACGUAUUUAUUAAGGUUUUGGGACAUCUGGAGAUAAAGUGUCUAUGACUUCUCUUAUAAAAGUAGUAUAGCAAAGAUUAAUAGCAGUAGCAGUAAUAAUUAUUACUACUACUAUUUUCAUUGUCUUUUAUGUUCCAAGCACUCUUCCUUGUUUGAGAAAUUUUGUUUCCAGUGUUUUCAUGUAUAUGGAAUAUAUUUGAACACUUAGUGUUUAUUAGGCUUACUUGGAGCACUUGAGAUUAUUGCAGCCUAUACAGUAGGUGCCUUUUCUCCUUUUUCCUUUCCUCAUCUCCUAAGAAGAUAUUUGCUCUGACUGUUACCAUCGUGACUAUGUCUCGUUCAUGCCUCCGGGAAUGAAAGUUCUAUGAAACUAGGUGGUUUAAGCGAUCAGACGUUCUCGGGAACCAGCUCGUGCCCUUCUGUCUCGGUGCCCCGCUUUUGAUGACUUACCUGUGCAUUUUCAGUGUUAGUUUUGAGGUCUAGUAUCACCAUUGCAAAGGUUAGGGUCCCUCUAGUGUUCUUCCUAAGAGAAGAGUGUUCCUGCUGUUGGAGAAUCCUCUUCGAUUCAUCCUGCCUGACAUAUUUAGGGGAAAAUGGCAAGACAAGAGUGGAAGAACAUGAGGAAAAAUUGACCAACUCCUCAGUAUAACCGUUAGUAAAAGGAAACAAGUCAGAUUAGUAUAUGGAGUAAUUAUGGGGCUUUUAAUAGGCAGUAUUUCCCCCAAUUAAUUAUAUAAUUGUAAUUAGGGCAUCAGAUUGAAGUUUGUCAUUUUUAUCACUUUGUUUACUUUAGAUCUUUGAUUUUGUGCUUUAGCUUUCUUUUUUUUAAAUAAAGCAGAACUCUUUAAAAAAACAUUUUGUAAAGGUAAACUUUAUGUAAGUGGAUCUAAGUUUUUCUGGUUCUUUUGAAGUUUUCCAAUAUUUUUGGAUGAAGGUACUGACUAAACCUUAUUUAGAUGUAUUCCACCUAUUCUGGGAAGUUUCACGUUAGACGUUUGAGCUACAGACAGGGUUCCUCAGACUUCGCGUGAGCAGCACACAUAGAAUAUGGGCAUAACGAUACGUCACUCGGGUGAAUUCAAGGGAUUUUGGGGACAUCUUACAUGGACCUUGGUGAAAAUAAUCAUUAUGUUUUCUUUAUAUUAUAUAAUUGUAAUAAAACUACCAAGUGAAAGAAAAGAUAAUAAAUAUUAAAUUUGUAUAAAACUUCCAAAUAAAAUUUUUUAAAUUUUUAAA
Messenger RNA from Camelus dromedarius (Arabian camel), 2560 nucleotides. It is a transcript of the gene AP1S3, whose product is annotated as adaptor related protein complex 1 subunit sigma 3. NCBI's taxonomy places the organism in Eukaryota, Metazoa, Chordata, Mammalia, Artiodactyla, Camelidae. Gene Ontology annotation, biological process: vesicle-mediated transport; intracellular protein transport. The transcript has 5 exons. Bases 165 to 629 code for a protein of 154 amino acids. Gene Ontology annotation, cellular component: AP-1 adaptor complex; intracellular membrane-bounded organelle; membrane coat. Gene Ontology annotation, molecular function: clathrin-cargo adaptor activity. The record is from RefSeq and is a predicted model, not a curated record.